AUGCCGAUUGGCAUGAGCCCCUUUCGGUUGGUGUAUGGCAACGCUUGCCACUUACCGGUGGAAGUAGAGCAUAAAGCAUAUUCGGCCGUCAAGGACUGCAAUCCAAGUUUGGGUGGGGCCAGAAUUGAGAGAAAGCUUCAAUUAGUGGAAUUAGAGUAUUUAAGGUUAGAAGCCUAUGAGAGCUCUAGACUCUACAAGGAGAGGAUGAAAGCCGUGCAUGACAAAAACAUAAGAAGAAGAGAAUUUAGAGCCGGCGAUCUAGUCCUCCUCUACAAUUCAAGAUUGAAAUUGUUGCCCAGAAAACUAAGGUCAAGAUGGGAAGGUCCCUAUCAAGUAGAGAAAGCGGAACCUUAUGGGGUCUACCAUUUGCACCAUCCCUCAAGUCCGGAUAUCUUCAAGGUUAAUGGUAAUCGUCUAAAGUUGUAUCAUGGUGAGAAAAUGAAAAGCAACAAGGAGAUUGAGGUAUUCCUUUUGGAUGCACCUCUUGGCGAAGAGAAUUGA
Molecule: messenger RNA, 501 nt
Organism: Arachis ipaensis
Lineage: Eukaryota; Viridiplantae; Streptophyta; Magnoliopsida; Fabales; Fabaceae
Source: RefSeq, a predicted model, not a curated record